GGGCUCGGCUGCAGGUGCCUCGCCGCGCAGACUCGCGGACCGCGGGGACCGGCUCGGGAGCGGGGCCGGCUGGGGCGGGGCGGGGCGGCGGCGCGCGUUCCCCGCCGGCCACACCGGCCGCCCUGCACUCGGCGAGGGGCGUGUGGGCGGGCCGGGCUCCCGCGGGCCCCAUGUUCACCGAGCUGAGGUCCAAGCUGAGCCCCCCGCGAGGCCGCGCCGGGGCCGUGCGCGCGGACUUCGGGGAGCGCCGGGAUGUGGACGGCUCUGUUCACUUGCAGAUACCAUACAGAGCCUUCAUUCAUUCACAAUGUUGUGGGGUGCCCCAUGUAACAAGACCCAGAUCAAAAUGUCUGCCUCCCCCAGACUCAGCCACUGCCCACUUCAACUUCUGCCGGACACUCCUGGAGCACACGGUGUCAGCUGAGAGCAUCCCCUGCCACUUGCCUCGGACACCUGGCACCAGCCUCACGUGGCAUGACUCCCGAAGCCAGAGGGCGGCCAGCAGCAGGCCAAUCAAGCUCCUGCAGCAGCCGGGCACAGAGACCCCCGAGGGCCGGCUGUACUCUGACCACUAUGGGCUGUACCACACGAGCCCCUCACUGGGCGGCCUGACCCGGCCUGUGGUCCUGUGGAGCCAGCAGGACGUGUGCAAGUGGCUCAAGAAGCACUGUCCCCACAACUACCUCGUCUACGUGGAAGCCUUCACACAGCACGCCAUCACCGGCCGGGCACUGCUGCGGCUGAAUGCGGAGAAGCUGCAGCGGAUGGGGCUAGCCCAGGAGGCCCAGAGGCAGGAGGUGCUGCAGCAGGUUCUCCGCCUGCAGGUGCGUGAGGAGGGGCGGAGCCUGCAGCUGCUCAGCCAAGCUUCCUUUGGAAAGAUGUCCUAGCUGCUGCUGAGGCUUGAACCCCAGACCCCAGCACUGUGACUGGAGUCCAGGACUAGGGAGGAGGCAGAGCUGGCCCCAUAGCCCCUCCUGGACCCUGCAAGAUGGCCCGGUGGCCAGGCUGGCCCAAUGGACGGACAACACCAGGAUCACCAGCUCCAGGCGCCUCUGGUUAGACACUCCAGGCUGUGCCCUGGGGCUGGGUGGGCAGAGGGCUGCUUGAGCGUGGCCCCACCUCCUGGGACCUGAGCCCAAGCCCUCCCCUGGUGCUGCUGGCAACACGUGAGGCAGCUGCCUGGAGCCAGAGCCAGUUUCGAUGUCCCCGCCAGACUCCCAGGGAGUCUGUUUAUUUAUGUUCCCUUCCCCAUGUGAUGUCUGUCCCCCAUUGCCUGCUAAGCCACUUGUCUGCCCACCCCCAGCCCAGUUCUCAGCCAUUCCCCAGCACCUCCAGGUGGGCCCACACAGGUGCCAUGAGCUGCCUGGGCUCCCUGUGGCUUGUGCCCAUGCCUCUGCCAGGGCCCAGCAGGCAUCAUCUAGAGUAGUGGCCAUCAGCACCCACCCAAAGGGAUCAUGCCAAGCACUUUCAUCAUUAUUGAUGCAUCCUCACCACACCCCUCUAUUCAUGAGAAGUGAAGCUGAGAAAGGCCCAGACUGACCAAGCGCCAGAGACAAAAUAUGGCACAAUGAGGGCCCAGCCCUGUCUGGGUGGCUACACGCCUGGGGCCCAGGCUCAGCAGUGCUCCCUGCCCUGUCUUUGGGAAACUCUUGCUUUCACGCGUCUUCUCCACUCCCACCUUCAAGGAACUAGGGCCUUUCGUAUGGGCCCUCCCAUUCCCACUUUCCCAAGAAGGCCUGGAUUCAGAGGGGAGGCCUUCCCAGGGCUGCUACCCCUAGACUUGCCCAGAGGCCCGAGCAGCCCCUCCCUGGGUGGUUUGGGGCUGGUGCUGCCUGGCAGGACAGUGAGGGCAGCCCGCUGCCCCCGCCCUCUUGCACCCCUGCCCUCUCCUGAUACCCUCGGGGCUUCUGAAAAUCUCAGGGACAGAUGAGGCUGAGCCCCCAGCCAGCCUCCAGACUCGAGGCUGGUCACUGCGGGUCCCAGGUGGAAUUUGACAACUGGCCUGACUGCUCCCAUACCGUGAGCCCCCACCUCGCGGAAACCCUCAUCCCUGUCCCAUGUGGAACCCCGAGAGAGGAUUCCGCCCACCAUCAGCCGGCUCUCCGGUUCUGUUCCCCUCCCUCCUCCUCUGUCUUGCCCUGCCCCACGCACGCCUGUCUCGUCUUCCUUGUUUUAUGCUCACUUUUUUAUACCCUGACAAAAAAAAAUCAAAAAUAAAGCUGGUUCCCAAGUG
Callithrix jacchus (white-tufted-ear marmoset) is the source of this 2233-nucleotide messenger RNA. It is a transcript of the gene SAMD10, whose product is annotated as sterile alpha motif domain containing 10. The record is from RefSeq and is a predicted model, not a curated record. Gene Ontology annotation, cellular component: cytoplasmic side of plasma membrane. NCBI's taxonomy places the organism in Eukaryota, Metazoa, Chordata, Mammalia, Primates, Cebidae. Gene Ontology annotation, molecular function: protein binding. Gene Ontology annotation, biological process: cell surface receptor protein tyrosine kinase signaling pathway.